AUGGCUUCUCCUCUUCCCUCCAACGAUACCAGCUGCGCUGAGAAUGCGCAUGAAGGCCUGAAUCAGAGUCCUCGAUCUCGAUCGGGCAGUCCAUCGAUGCAGCAUAGCGAGUUUCAGCGCGAGCAGUCCUAUUCACCCCCGCUAGAAGGGAAGUCUGGAGAAAACAGACUACGGCCCGCAGCAGACGUCAUCAACCGCAUCAUUUGGGACGAGAGCUUCAGUCCGGAUGACUAUAUGAUUGUAUUCUUGGAUAGAUUUGAGGGCGAGCUAGAGGUCUCCUUUGAUGGCUGGAAGAAAGAAUCUACACAUGAGGAAUUUAUUCCACAGCAUCGUGUACUUUAUAUCAAGCAUGUGAAUGGGGAUGUUGUGUGGGAUCGGCGCAGGCGGAUUGACACGAUAUUUAGCAGUGGGAAUUCGGCAUUCAGUGAACUGGCAUUUUUGAAUUAA
Messenger RNA from Penicillium angulare, 447 nucleotides. Its product is annotated as DUF504 domain-containing protein. The transcript has 2 exons. Lineage: Eukaryota; Fungi; Ascomycota; Eurotiomycetes; Eurotiales; Aspergillaceae. The record is from RefSeq and is a predicted model, not a curated record. The coding region runs from base 1 to 447 and encodes 148 amino acids.